Oncorhynchus keta (chum salmon) is the source of this 663-nucleotide messenger RNA. RefSeq names its product major intrinsically disordered NOTCH2-binding receptor 1-like. The coding region runs from base 1 to 603 and encodes 200 amino acids. Lineage: Eukaryota; Metazoa; Chordata; Actinopteri; Salmoniformes; Salmonidae. The transcript has 3 exons. The record is from RefSeq and is a predicted model, not a curated record.
AUGGACAUCUCGGUUCUGCCCAACAACAACCGCCCGGAAAAGUUAUUUCAGCUGGACGUGGGGAUGCUGCCGGUCACCCACGGAAUGUUCCAGGUCGAGGCAGCUCUGUCGGGGCAGAGGCAGUGGAGUAACCAGGUUUAUCAACAGAGGGAACGUAGGACUGUGAGUGACAAUAGGCCUUCCCCGUCCCCCGAGGGCAGCCCUGUGGUGUUUGUGGACAGAUACCUGGAGAAGCACAUCACGCCGCACACCUUGAAUUCCAAGAUCAAGAGGAACCCUCUGUACACAGACAUAAGGACUAUAGAUAUGGGGGAGAACCAGAAGUCCAAACCCUCCUGGACCAUCCAGGAGUUUGACAGACACUCAAUCCACUCCAACCUGGCAGGCUAUCUAAAGGAAGAAGAAAAAGGACCACGGGAUCUAGAUUUUUGGUUGGAGGAUCUCUACACACCUGGUUACGACUCCUUGUUAAAGAAGAAAGAAGCGCAGAUGAAAAGGAACAGACUUUGCAAAAUACUGACCUACGUCGUUCUGUCAGUGUGCGUCAUCAUUAUCAUCAUCACAGUGCCAAUCGUAGUGACCAGAAAUGUAAAGAAACCGUGACUGAUUUGUAGAAUCAUGCCAAGGUGGGUCAAAUUCUUUCAAAAGGUUUAGGAUGUCUCA